Hansenula ciferrii is the source of this 885-nucleotide messenger RNA. Its product is annotated as DUF92 domain-containing protein. Bases 1 to 885 code for a protein of 294 amino acids. The record is from RefSeq and is a predicted model, not a curated record. Gene Ontology annotation, cellular component: membrane. NCBI's taxonomy places the organism in Eukaryota, Fungi, Ascomycota, Saccharomycetes, Phaffomycetales, Wickerhamomycetaceae. The transcript has a single exon.
AUGCCUGAUUUGAAUAUCAUCUCAUUGGAUAAUUACUAUUCCAUCAUUGCAAGAGGUUUAGUCCUAGUUUAUAUUGCAUAUAGAUCAUAUUCACACAAAUCAUUAACAAAUUCAGGUAUAUUAGCAGCUUUAAUCACAGGUUUCAUUCAUUCAUUACCUCCAUCAAACUUAUACCUAACUUUAAUUGUCACUUUUUACUUAACUUCUUCAAAAGCUACAAAAUAUAAAGAAAAUAUUAAAUCUAAAUUAACUAAAACACCAAAAGAGAAAUCUUCAUUAACUAAAUCUCAUGAUCAAAGAACUCAUAUCCAAGUAUUAUCAAAUUCAAUAGUUGCCACUAUAUUACUUAUUGCCCUAGUGUUUACAACAAAUGAACGUUAUCAAACAUUAUUGAAAACUGGUAUAAUAGCUCAAUAUACUGCAGUUAUUGCAGAUACUUGGUCAAGUGAAUUAGGCAUAUUAUCAAAAUCAGACCCUUUUUUAAUUACAACUUUCAAGACAGUUCCACCAGGUACAAAUGGUGGUGUAUCUAAAGUUGGAUUAUUAAGUGGUAUUUUAGGCUCAGCUUUAAUUAGUGGAGUUUCAAUAUUUUCAUUUGAAAAUGAUAAAAUUUCACAUUUUAUUUUCUUUACAAUUACAGGAUUAUUAGGUACAAUUAUCGAUUCAUUAUUAGGUGCUUUAUUACAAGCUUCAAUUGUUGAUAAUCAAGAAGGUAAAAUACUUGAGGCAUUAGGUGGUGGAAAAAUCACAAAUGAAUAUUUACAAAAUAAUGAUAAAGUUAAAAUUGUAUCAGGUUAUGAUUUAUUAAGUAAUAAUGGGGUUAAUGUAUUAAUGGCUACAAUUACAACUUUAUUGUCUAUAGGUCUUUAUUCUAUAUUGUUUUGA